AUGGCAAGAGUAGCAUGCGGCAACCUUGUGCCUGCUUUGUCGCGUCUUCCAAAGAAGUCAAUACCAUCAUUUCCUCUAUGUAGAAACCAUUCUUUCUUCACUAGCGACUCCCAAUUUAUAGGCUUUUUCGGGAUUGCCAAUAGGCGGUUUUCCACUUCCGCUUCAAAGAUAAGCAUGAGCUUGAAAGCUGGAAUUGUUGGACUCCCUAAUGUUGGAAAAUCCACUCUGUUUAAUGCUGUUGUGGAGAAUGGAAAAGCUCAAGCUGCUAAUUUUCCAUUUUGUACAAUAGAACCGAAUGUGGGGAUUGUUGCUGUUCCUGAUUCAAGACUCAGUGUACUUUCUGAACUAAGCAAGUCUCAACGAGUUGUCCCUGCUUCUAUCGAAUUUGUCGAUAUUGCCGGGCUUGUCAAGGGUGCCAGUCAAGGGGAGGGGUUGGGUAACAAGUUCUUGUCGCAUAUUCGUGAAGUUGAUUCCAUUCUUCAGGUUGUGCGCUGUUUUGAAGAUAAUGACAUUGUUCAUGUAAAUGGCAAGGUCGAUCCUAAGUCUGAUAUUGAUGUAAUCAACUUAGAGCUUGCUUUCUCAGAUUUGGAUCAGAUUGAGAAAAGAUUAGAGAAGCUCAAGAAAGGGAAGCCAAAGGAUUCACAAUCUAAACUCAAGGAGGAGGCCGAAAAGUCUGCCUUGGAAAGGAUUCAGCAGGCACUCAUGGAAGGAAAACCGGCACGAUCUGUAACAUUAACAGAUUUUGAAAAGGAUGCAGUAAAGCAUCUUUGCUUGCUUACUAUGAAACCGGUCAUAUAUGUGACAAAUGUUGCAGAAUCUGAACUAGCUGAUGCUGGAAAUAAUCCUUACGUCAAAGAAGUGAUGAGUCUUGCAUCUGAUUUGCAAUCUGGACUGGUGACAAUUUCUGCACAGGUUGAAUCAGAGCUUACAGAACUGCCAUUUGAAGAACGAAAUGAAUUUUUGAAAUCACUUGGUGUUAGUGAAAGUGGUCUCGGGAACCUCAUCAGAGCAACAUAUAGCCUUUUGGGGUUGCGUACAUACUUUACUUCUGGGGAGAAGGAAACAAAAGCAUGGACCAUACAUGCAGGAAUGACUGCACCUCAAGCUGCUGGAGUUAUACAUUCCGACUUUGAGAAGGGUUUUAUUCGAGCUGAGACAGUGUCUUAUGAUGAUUUUGUAGCUGCCGGUUCACUUGCUGCCGCAAGGGAAAAAGGACUUGCAAUAAAAAAGUUAAAGCUACCACUCAAGAUCAGGUUGCAAACCAAAUUCAAGAAUUGUGCAUCAAUUGAUUGUGUAGCAAGAAAGGUAAUUUUCUACGGGUGGAGAGAGCAACCUUGA
This is a messenger RNA of Dovyalis caffra, 1338 nucleotides long. The record is from the annotation of a GenBank genome assembly. NCBI's taxonomy places the organism in Eukaryota, Viridiplantae, Streptophyta, Magnoliopsida, Malpighiales, Salicaceae.